Messenger RNA from Linum tenue, 1835 nucleotides. The record is from the annotation of a GenBank genome assembly. Lineage: Eukaryota; Viridiplantae; Streptophyta; Magnoliopsida; Malpighiales; Linaceae.
CCUUCCCCCAUUGGCGCCUCCACUUGUGCCGCCCUCUUCUCCUCCUCGGCGCCCUACUUCACGAAGGCGCCUCCUCCCUUCACCCCGGCGCUUCGCACCGCCUCACUCUGUUUGUUUGGCGGACGCCUCCUCCACAUCAAGAUCCUCGCUCCAUCUGCCUCGUGCCACCCUCUUCUCCCCUCUUCGGCGCCCCGUCAAUCGAAGGCGCCUCUUCCCUUCCCGCCGGCGCCCCGCAACGCCUCACCUCGUUCGUUUGGAAGGCGCCUCUCCCCCUUCAUCCGCGUCGAUCGGGUUAGCUACCUUCCUCCUCCGCUCGCUUCAGUAGGCGCCUCUUCCCCUCUUCGCGACGCCCUGAUCGCCCCGUCUGUCCUGUUGGUCGCCAUUCUUCUUUUAGGCGCCGACCUAGUUUCCGAGGCGCCACCCUUCGCUCCGACUUCUUCGUUUAGGAGCAGUUCUCUCGUUGAAAAAGGAAUGUUAGUUGAUUGGGCAGUGUAUAGAAAAGCUAAGUGGCGGCUUGCCGAGGCAAUUGAUGAUGCUGAGGAUGAUAAGUCAGGAACACAGGCAGAGUUGCUUUCUGAGGGCGACAUGUCAAGCGUAGAGCUUGAGCCCGCCACGGGCAAUUUUAGGGCCACUGAUGAUUUGGAUUACUGCCUACUGCUGUGGCGAGAGAAGCCUGAGCGUGAACAGAAGCAUCACAUUCUUCGAGCGCCCCCUGUGGAUCUUAAGAGGAAAGGGGAAAGGGCGCCGCGUUGGGAGAGCUCUACGAUCAUGGUGAAGAUGACGAAGAAGGCGUCGGGCACUUCCGGAGUUGGAUCGCGGAAUGCGCCUAGCGCCUCUGCCGGGCGAGUGCCUUCCCCGCCGGACCGGGCGCUCACUGCCCCUGAGGAUGCAUCUUCUCCCCAGUUGUUCCUUCCUCUGAAUCCGCGCGAUCCCCUCCCUGAGAAAGCUUCGGGAAAGCGCCCUGCUUCUGCCGGCUCUCCUGCUGAUGUGCCCAAGAAGAAGAAGAAACCUGCUCUCGGAGGUAUUGACGAGAUCCUGGCGCCUCCCCGCUCUCGGCGCGCCGUGAAGCCCAAGGAACUUGUCCCGAUUUCUCCUUCUGCUGCUCUCAACGCUCCCAGCGCCUUCACUUCUGCCGUAGAGUUGAAGAAUUUUUUGAAGCUCCCCCUCGACGAGGGUACCUCUCCGGCAGGUUCUGCGUGCCAGCAUCUGUUCCAGGCGAUGCUUGAUGUGAUUGCACUCUCCGACAAGGGUACGGAGAAUCGGGAGCGCGCCCACAAGAAUUACUUAUUGGCUUCUCAGUUGAAGACCGAUAAGACAACUCUGCAAGAUGUCAACUCUCGCUUGGGGGAGGAGUUGGCGUUGGUGAAGCAACAGCUUUCCGACGCCUUGGCUGCUGAUAGUGUUUCUGCUCGUGAAGAGAAAGAGAAGGAGUUGGCACUUCGGGCGAAGCGAAUCGAUGAUUUGGAGAAGGAGUUGCAGACUAUGUCCGCAGCUAGGGGGCGCCAGAGGAGUUCAAGAAAAAGUUGGCCAAGGAGCGUGAUGACGCUGUGGAUGCCCAUUUGUCGUCAGCAGAGUUCCGCGAUUGGCAGCGAGAUCUUCUGAUUGGAGUGAAGAAGAGGGCCUUCAUUGGCAUUCGUAAAAAGGUUCGCUCUGAUAACCCCGACAUGAAGUGGGACACCCCGGAGGUUUGGCAGGCUAUGGAUGACUACUUCUUGUCUCUUGGUACGGAUAACGAGCCUUCCGACUCGGACCCGUUUCCAUUGGAUGAGGGUGGCUCUUCUGCUGAUGACGUCGAGGGAGCUGGAGAUGAGGAAGUGGGCGACAAUGUCAAUUUU